GGAGCGCUUUCUCCAAUAUCUUCAUCUAUGUCCCGCAAAAAUGGCAUCCAAGAGCGCAGCUCUGCACACUGGACCAGUGUACUCUUUAGGUCAAUCAGAGGCGCCCUUCCCCCAUCCUCAUCGUGUUAAAUAUUAAAUUGUUCAAGAGCUGCUGCCAUGGUAUGAAGUGCGCUGUGUAGCUUUUGGAGCAGGAGGGGGGUGGCAAACCCUCGUUACUCAAGCUGUACGCGGCCCCAUUGCAAACGCGGCUGGACAUUUUAAGUGUAUAGUAACUCUACUUGCAGAGCAUGACCCAAGAUCCAGCAAAUCAAACAAAGAAAUCUUGUCCAGAUUGAAGGCUCCGCUCUUCAUCAUCGUGCAUAGGCAUGGGCUUCUCUACGGAAGUUCUCCUGUCUCCGUCGUCACUCCCUGCUGAGUUCUUCUGCCCCAUCUGUCAUGACGUUAUCUCCCCCCUUGAUGCUGUUCAGACCCCCUGCGGCCAUAUGGCUUGCGGCCCCUGCCUCUCCCAGUCGCUACGCAUGGUUGGGCCGGAGUGCCCCUCUGAUCGGACGCCCCUGACGGAAGCAGAGUUGAAGUCCGUGAGAGAGCACAACCCGCUGGUGUACCGCAUCAUGGGCCGGGCUCAGGUCAAGUGCGAGAACGCGGAGGGGGGGUGCGAGUGGCGGGGGGAGCUGUCGGAGCUGGCGAUCCACCUGGCGGGGUGCCCCCAGGCGAUGGUGCGCUGCAAAGACUGCGGCGCCAAGGUGCCCCGGGAACAGAUGGAUGUGCACCACUUCCAGUGCAAUAGGCAGUGCGAGGACUGUUUGGAGAAGGACAUUGAGCUCGCCGAGUACCGCCAGGAGCUGGUCCGCGUGCGGGCCGCACUGCGCAAUGCCAAGGGCGAGAUUGAGGACCUGCGUGCGCAAUUGAACCGGAUCAACCGGGCCGGCUCUCCAAGCCCAACGAUACCCUCCCCCUCCGGCCGGGGCUUCGUGCAGAGCGAGCAGCGGAGUUACCCGACCAUCCAAACAGAGGCCGUCGCGCGGCAGCGUAGCGUUUCGAACGGGAUGACGUUAGUGAGCGGCAUGACGUCAGCGAAGGGCCACGUACGGAGGAGUAGCGCGCCGGACGGGAGGACGGCUGGUGGGGGGGUGGGUUCGCGGGCACGGGUGUACCCCCUUCAGCACUUGCCGCCGAUGUCAAGAAACGAACUCCGGGCGGGUCUGGGGCUGGAACCGAUUGAUAGCAAUGACGAUAACGACUUCGACCGAUAACGUCUUAACCAGGACAGCCGUAUGCACACUGAUCCGCAGUAGGAUGUUUCGAUAUUAUUGGUCAGACGGAUGGAAACCAACAGAGAGUUUCUCACAGUAUGUGGUGUCCAACUUGACCUGUACAUGCAGCGGACUCGUGCCUUAAUUUGCUCACCAAGCGAAUAUGAGGGACACUAAGGAAGAAACAAAGGAGGAGACUAACGUCAACACGGAUGGUAGGCUCGAUACAGAAGCUAAAGGUAAUUGAAAGAACAUGUCAAGGUAAGUCGAGGUAACAUAACUUUUUCGAAGACUGUAUUAAGGUGUGCACGCAUUUUAUGGUCCUUGAUUGGUCAGUGCCUGUACUUAAGUCACCUCUCCUGUAUCCGGCCUGGACUCACCGUCUGUAAUUUGAGGGGCCCGGUUGUUCAUUAUUGACGACCAGAUGUCCGAG
Messenger RNA from Klebsormidium nitens, 1686 nucleotides. The record is from the annotation of a GenBank genome assembly. Lineage: Eukaryota; Viridiplantae; Streptophyta; Klebsormidiophyceae; Klebsormidiales; Klebsormidiaceae.